Molecule: messenger RNA, 309 nt
Organism: Cavenderia fasciculata
Lineage: Eukaryota; Evosea; Eumycetozoa; Acytosteliales; Cavenderiaceae
Exons: 1
Coding region: 1-309 (102 amino acids)
Source: RefSeq, a predicted model, not a curated record
AUGUCAGAGUUUAAAUAUUUAUGUUUUCAGUUUGACUUGAAGGGUCGAAAGAUAGGUGCUUUGAAGAGAGUUGCAAACCACAAUAAUAAUAAUAACAAUAAAGUUCAGUCAACACCAACAACAAAAACAACAGUAGACCUAACAACAAACAACAAUGGGAGAUUAGAGACAACUCUUCCUGUUAUUGUUCAACACCAAAUAAGUGAUACAGAUCCACCUCUAGAGGAUGAAGGAAAUGUUGUCAAUCUUUUAUCACCUGUUCAAAUUAUUGGAUUGUCAACAACAACAACCACAACAACAACAUCAUGA